Molecule: messenger RNA, 506 nt
Organism: Sesamum indicum (sesame)
Lineage: Eukaryota; Viridiplantae; Streptophyta; Magnoliopsida; Lamiales; Pedaliaceae
Product: sm-like protein LSM3A
Biological process (GO): mRNA splicing, via spliceosome
Molecular function (GO): RNA binding
Source: RefSeq, a predicted model, not a curated record
GGGCGCCGAAGAGGUGCAGUGAAAAGCAAAGAAAGAAGAAAAAUGGGGAGCGAAGAGGAGAGCGCAGUGAAGGAGCCAUUGGACCUCAUUCGUCUCAGCCUCGACGAACGCAUCUACGUCAAGCUUCGUCACGAUCGCGAGCUCCGUGGCAAGCUCCAUGCUUAUGAUCAGCAUUUGAAUAUGAUCCUGGGUGAUGUCGAAGAGAUUAUUACAACUAUGGAGAUCGAUGAUGAAACAUACGAGGAAAUUGUGAGGACUACAAGGCGUACAGUGCCAUUUUUAUUCGUCAGAGGGGAUGGCGUGAUAUUGGUGUCACCUCCAUUGAGAACAGCGAUAUAGAGUAAGAGGUCUAGGUUUCUAAAGGCUUAUGGUUUUCUUCAUUGUGUAACCUUAGAAAAUUUGGUUGAACUUGUAGAAUUGCCAUGGAUUUUCAAUUAUGAACAAUGUUUAGUUAUUUAUUGUGUAUGGGAAUUGCGGUAGAAAAUGCACAACCUUGUUGACUACUU